AUAUCGUCGGCCUGAUAGAGUCCACGUCUCUCUGUGCUGUGCUGUGUGUGUUACGUGAAUGAGAUGUGAGUGCUCUGUGCUAAAUACUGUGAUCUGUGUGUUUUGAAACUAAGAGGUGUACUGUGUGUGAUGUGUGUGUCAGCGCGGCGUUAGUCGGGCGAGCGAUGCCGCGCGAGCGCGCCGCCGCGGCGCACUGUCUGCUGGUAGCCCUGUGCUUCGUAUCAUACGGUGCUUGUGACGUGGCUGGUGGCGCGGGCUCGGUGAACGCUCUUCCUGGAGGGACAGGCUCCCGUGCGGCGCCCUCCUUUGACGCUGCAACCCCCCGGAACGUGACCGCUCUCGUCGGCAAGUCCGCCUACCUCAGCUGCAGGGUUAGAAACCUCGGCAACAGAACGGUGUCAUGGAUCCGUCAUCGGGACCUGCACAUAUUGACGGUGGGCGGGUACACGUAUACCUCCGACCAGCGAUUCCAGGCGUCCCACUCCCCACAAACCGACGACUGGACUCUCCAAGUCAAGUGGGCUCAGCAACGAGACGCCGGGGUUUACGAGUGCCAGGUGUCGACUCAGCCCGUACGAUCUUUCUUCGUUACUUUACACGUUGUCGAUUGUGACGAGAUAUACCAGCGGAUGUAUUCUGACGGAGUGCCAUCGGCUCGGAUCCUGGGAGGGCCCGAUCUUCACGUAGACAUCGGCUCUACUAUAAACCUCACCUGUCUCAUUCAGUUCAGCCCUGAACCUCCCGCCUACAUCUUCUGGUACCACGAGGACGAGGUGAGCGGACGAAAACAGGUGAUAUCGUAUGACUCCUCCCGGGGCGGCGUGUCGGUGGUGACGGAGAAGGGCGCGGCCACCACGUCCUACCUGCUGGUCCAGGACGCCACACCCGCAGACUCCGGGCGCUACUCGUGUGCACCCUCCAACGCAGAGCUCGCUUCCGUGAGAGUUCAUGUACUUAACGGCGAGCGUCCAGCAGCCAUGCAGACGGGUUCAGCGGGUCUGUCAGACUCCUGGGUCUGUGUGGUCACGUUACUGGCAGCCGUCGCCCUGCACACAGCUGUACUGCACACACAGCUCACCAGCUGAUGUGCGUCUCGCACAGACUCGCAGUGCACAGUGAUACCUGCCCGUUGACCGCACCCAGCGCCCCGCCGCCUCACCAGGCUCAAAACACCACGGUCACUUAAACUUCGUCUGACGGAAACUCAGUUUUCGGCGAGCGACUUGAAUAUUAUAAUUCAGUAUGUUAGAAAUAUUAUUGUAAGGUUAUUAUGGGCAAGAGAGUUCUUGGAUCGCUGUGUUCAUUAAUUGCCACGAUGCUGUGACUCGCUCUUGGUCGCUCGCUCGAUGGUCCCGCCAAAAGGAGGAGAUAUCUGAUAUUGACAUAGAAUAUGCCAAAUAUAAGAUAAGUGAAAGAAGGUAUGCAUUUCUUCUUCGGAUACUAUUCAAGAAUGUUUAUUAAAGGUAAUCAGUAUACUGUCUUGUCGGUAAACUCGCGCUAGCGGGGGCGGAUGUCAUCGGAGCAGAGAGACACUGCUUCCGAUUUGUUCACAUAUUUUGUAUAUUAUAAAAUGGCCGUCGUCACCGUCAUCACCGUCUUCACUGUCAUCUCCUUCAUCAUCGUCAUCACAUUCAUCACAUUCACCUUCGUCAGCCGGUUCAGUAAUCGGCGGUGACGUUGUAAAUACAACUUUGUUAUAAGGCCGAAUUUGUAUUUGUAAUUAUUAUGUAAAUGUUAAGUACUAGGCACUUUCUUCAACAGAUUAAAUCCUCAAAUAAAACAAAGUUUUAAUUAAAUACGUCGCAAGUGAUUAGAUGUAAACGUUGUUCGGUGAGGACGAUCUGUUUGUUUAUUGAAUUGAAACCCUUAAUACGCGAUUAGACGAAUAACGAAACAAGAAAAAUAUUUGUAUGUUUAUAACUUAGAAGAAAGUAAACGGUUACUCGUGUUUAUGUAAUUAUAUUGAUAAUUCAUUUAUAUAUAUGAAAAAUGUUGAUGUUACGAUUCCGAUCGAUCGUCGCCGAUGGAGGCUCGCUCGCGGCCUCGUUCCAACGUCUCUUGCAUAUUGUAGGACCGUUUAUGACUAAACAAACAGUGUUGAGACCACAUUUUUGUGUAAUUUAAGUAAUUGUUAUAACUGAUGACAUUACAUAUUUACGAUUUAUGAAUAGUUUUUAAUAAUUCGUCUGAUUGAAUUUUGAAAUGUGUUACGAUCAUUAGCGAUGAGAUAGUGCGUCAGUCGCAAUUUUAAUUUAACAGUAAAAAACAAUACAAUGGAAUUAUUCAAAUAACAAUAUCACCAUGUUUAAUUAAUAAGCCAUCUAUUCGCAAAUUCGGAAUGUGAAAUGUCCGCAAAUUGUAAUCUAUUUAUAAUCAAAUCGUAUAAUUCGCGUGAAGCGUGAAUCAAAACAAAAUGCAGAAUUUGGUGCUUUAUUGUGUGGUGGAUCCGUGAGAACAGUCGUCACAGUUGUAACCGUGUCACCGCUAGAGGGCACCCCGCACUAACUGACCUCAAGGUCACAGUGUUCAUUAUUGUACAGAAACUGUAAAUGUCGAAUUAAAAGCUACCCGCUAGAAGUAGAAUUCUAGACGUUGAUAGUUUUGUUACUCUAUUGGAAGAUUAAAUGUUCCUAAUUGGAAUGUAUAUUUUAAAUAUAUUAGUUUUCUAUGAUUAUUGUAUUCAUAUUAUUUAUGUCCUGAACCAUUUAAGUUAGUGAAUAUGAAUUAUUUAAUGAUAUGAUAAUUUCUAUUAUAGUAAGAUAUAUUUAAAGCCACUCUUAUAAGUUCAGUUAGUUUUAAUUUCUAAUGCCGUUUCUAAAUCUCGUUAGGAUUAAUUAAGAUAAUGAUUAAAAUAUAAAUUAAUGAAUUGUUGAUUUUUAGAAAAAUUCUACUAAGUGAUAGGUCGAGGCGACGUCAGCAUCACUUGACAUAAAACAUUGUAAUAUAAAUCCUCAAAGGGUUUUACUUUGACGUAGAGUUUAUUGAAAAAAUUAUAAUAAUUGGCACUCGGCCCUGGUCUGUUGUUGAAGGUUUGGUAUAUGUGAAGAAGUAUCUGAAAUAGAGCCAAUGUUAAGAAGAUAUAAAGUGUUAGUGAGAGCUAUGUCCAUGAAGAGAUUCUGGUGUUUGUCUCACAGUAAAGCUAUACACUAUGUCUACACAUCUCGACCCAUCUCAAGCCAUCUACACAGAAACUUUUUGUUUGUUUAUUUAAUGACAAUUGUUGUCCAUCACUCACUAACGACAAACACAGUCGAGUCUUGUAUAGUUGUAAUACGUCUAGAUAAUUCAAACUGAACAUUUGUAUAGCGUAAUGUGUAAAUAUAAUUAAUAGAAAAGUUUUACAAUAAAUUAAUUUAAGUAGACGAGAACACUUAAAAUGUAAUAUAUUAUAUGAUAUGGGGACUAUCUAUGAAGUAUUUAAAACGUGAAACUUUAUGUAUACAUGGAUCGAAUAAGUUUGUUUUCAAAAUAAAAUAUUUAAUAUUUAA
Messenger RNA from Danaus plexippus (monarch butterfly), 3488 nucleotides. RefSeq names its product zwei Ig domain protein zig-8-like. Bases 165 to 1085 code for a protein of 306 amino acids. Gene Ontology annotation, cellular component: neuron projection membrane. Gene Ontology annotation, biological process: synapse organization. The transcript is spliced from 8 exons. Lineage: Eukaryota; Metazoa; Arthropoda; Insecta; Lepidoptera; Nymphalidae. The record is from RefSeq and is a predicted model, not a curated record.